CUCCCCUGUCUGCGUCAGAGCGAGGCAAAUGCGCGGUGGAUGUGCCGGCCAGCCCCGCCUAUUUAAGGGCCGACCUCCCCUCAGUCUGUCAGGAGUCCGCCUGGCUCUCUGCACAGCACCUCAGACACACAGCCUGAAGAAACGAUGAACAGUGGAUUUUGCGUGUGCGUGUUGCUGGCUGCCCUGUCCAGCAGCUGCUUGGGGCGGCCACAUUACACCCCCUCCCCGGACGAGAACAGGCCCACCCCAGUGCAGCGGGACACCGGACUGCCAGAUCACCCCCGCCAUGCGCGCUCUGUGUCCCUCACCGGCCAGAAGCAACUCGUCCAACAGGAGCUGGCCGUGGAACCCGGCACCAGCCUGAACGAACUCCUGAGUAGAUUGAUCUCCAGGAAAGGUACCAUCCGACGGAACUCGACGAUGAACAGUCGCGCCACGGGCAACCACAGGAUAAAAGAUUAUCAGGGCUGGAUGGACUUUGGUCGGCGCAGUGCCGAAGAAUACGAGUAUACCUCCUGAAGAAGGGAAAGGGGGAAGACGUUUAAA
Molecule: messenger RNA, 546 nt
Organism: Brienomyrus brachyistius
Lineage: Eukaryota; Metazoa; Chordata; Actinopteri; Osteoglossiformes; Mormyridae
Product: cholecystokinin-like
Exons: 3
Coding region: 145-519 (124 amino acids)
Biological process (GO): digestion
Cellular component (GO): extracellular region; axon
Molecular function (GO): neuropeptide hormone activity
Source: RefSeq, a predicted model, not a curated record